CUGUCUCGCCCUCACCGUCGUCAAUCUACCUCGUCAUUCUCCUCUGUCCGCACUUCGGCCCUUUCCUUUCCCUUCCUCUUCUCGUGCCUCUCCCGUACCAGACUAUUGACCCCCCUCCUUUGCUUUUUUCUCUCUCUUUGAGCCGGUAUUAUUUACUCCUCGCUUGAAAACACUUUCGUCUUUUUGGCGUAUCAGAGUGGUCGUGUGCCUCUCCUACCCUCUCCGUCUCCCAACCCAUGAACAAAUUUUUUCUCAUUAACCAUGUUGUGUUUCCCGAUUAGCGUCUCCCGCCAGUUGGCCCGGGCUGGCAUUUCAAUCCGUGGCGUUCUACCUAGUUUUGGCCCACUUUCCUGAACCUUUUCGAGUACCGCACUCUGUUCGUAUGCCGGUAUGAAUGUCAUAAAUGCUGGGACAUCCUCCAUGGAUUGUCCCCAUUCCCUGCCCAACUCCACGUGCUUCUUCAUCUCCUUGCCUCUCUUAGAGCCAUGCAACGCUCGUUUCUAUUCGCAGCCGUUGCGCUCCUCCUCUCGCCCUGGGCGGGGAUGGAGGUAGCUGCUGCUGGCAAAGCGACCUCGGAUUGUGGAAAUGCAUGCAGUCUUGCUCUGAUAUAUACCAAUUUUGAGGGAGGGAGCACAAAGCAGAACCGCUAUGUUCAACAAUGCACCAAUAACUUGGCGAUCACGUCAGUCUACGCAUGCAUGGAGUCCUUCUGUUCUCCGGCGGAGAUUGAUGUUGGUAUGAAUGCAUUGAACGAGCAAUGCGAUGAGAUUGCAGGGAAAAGCCUCCCAUCAUACGACAGCAUCAUCAAGGGCAUCAAUUUGAAUGAGCUCCAACACCUAAGUUAUGCCAACCACACACGUCCCGUCAAGGGACCCGUCGUCCCUACGCUUGAUUUGUACCAAGCCGCUUUCAAUACAAUGCAUGCGAGUACGGACCAGCAAAAUCAUGAUGGGAUAUACAGUUAUGCCAUGUCUGGAUUCUGGGCCGUAGUCAUUCUCUUCGGCAUGUGCUACCGGUUGGUGGCCUUCUUCACGCACCCGAAGCCAAAGACUACGCAGGGCACAGGAGACGUCGAAUCUCACGACGAGAAGCGGAAAAUUCGCUGGCAUCAGAAAAUCACCAAGUUGGUCAAUAAGCAUGUUGUGCUUCCGGCUGCCUUUGGGAACCAUCACCAAGAACCUCUCGGUUGGUUUAUGGUCCCCACUAGGAUCCAGGGACUCUUCAUCGUGGCAUUUGUUGCAGUGAAUAUCGCUCUAGUUGCUUGCAACUAUGAAAUUUUUGCCCAAAACCUCUACUGGCCCAAAAAGAGUCUUCAAAUCUGGCGCUACCUUGCGGACCGCACCGGAUACCUCUGCUUUGGAAACCUUCCUCUCGUGUGGCUCUUUGCAUCGAGAAACAACGUACUUCUGUGGCUUACAGGAUGGAGCUUUCCAACUUACAAUAUGUUUCAUCGCUGGGUUGCAAGAGUGGCAACCGCCGAGGCUGUUAUUCACGGAGUCUGUUACACUGCAUAUGCACUUGAUGUGGGUGGAUCCCAAGCAUUGAAGAAGGACUACCACAAGCUCUACUGGCAAAUGGGUGUCGUGGCUGUCGUCUGCUUCGGUCUCCUCAUGGGAUUCUCUCUCCUGCCCCUUCGUCAAAAGUGCUACGAAUUUUUCCUGGUGAGCCACAUUGUCCUUGCAUUGAUUUCGCUGGUGGCUCUAUUCUACCACGUCGCAAUCUUUGACGGUGAAUAUGAUCCGUACCUUUGGUCUUGCGUAGCAGUAUGGUGCCUUGAUCGUUUCUUGCGACUUGCGCGAGUUGUGAUCAUUAAUUUCAAAGCCCUGGUACUACAAGACUCUCCAGCACGCUGCUACUACAGCGAAGAAGCAGACAUGAUCUACCUCGAGCUCGAGCCAUCCUUCCACUUGAAGCCAAGUGCGGGAGCCUUCUAUUAUAUUUACUUCCCGACGUGGUGGGGUCGAUGGGAGUCUCAUCCUUUCACGCUCUCCUCAUGGUCCUAUGGAAAUCAACAGUCGUUCUUGGAUCGGCUCCCAAGGGAAAAUUCGUUUUCCAAGGACGAUAAGAAGGGUGCUCUCGUCUCCGAGAGUCCGGCGAGCCCUCCAGAUAGCGUCAAGCUGACCCCGGUAUCGUCGCCAAAUGACCGGCUCAAACUCACCUUUUUGAUCCGGCCAUGUGAUGGUGUUACCAAACAUUUGCGGAAGACAAUUUCGAAAACCCCCAACAAGCUCAAGAACUUCCGUGUGUUGGUUGAGGGUCCAUAUGGACAGGCAGAGCACUUGAAUGGAUACGAGCGGGUUCUUUACGUUGCUGGAGGUAGCGGUAUCACUGCCAUCACAUCCAGUAUGUUAAGUCUAGCGAACCGCGCCGAAACCAAGGGCAUCAAAUGCCCUGUGCCGAAGUACUUGCACAUUGUCUGGGCUGCUCGUCAAUCAGGUCUCCUGAGGGAGGUGUUUGAGACCCAGCUUUAUCCUCUGAUGUGCCGGCUUGCAGCCGCAGACGCGGGGGUAACCAUUACGGUCGAGCUUUUCCAUACCCAGGGCAACGCCGAAACACCUGUUCCCGUGGCAAACGUCAAUGAGCACCCUGCAAUGACUGUGCGACAGGUUGUUGGUGAGCAGCCGAAUAUCCCUGAAAUCGUCCGUGAAGACGCCACAGAUGCCAGGGAUAAUAUGGCUAUCUUUAUCUGUGGCCCCGGACGCAUCGCGGAUGUUACGCGUAGCGCUGCUUGUGAGGCGCAGAUGCUCACAGCCGCCAGGGUGGACUUCUUCGAGGAAGCAUUUGCCUGGUAAACCUUUAAUAGGGACAGGGCAGGGCGCCUUCUUGGAGGCCGAGUUCACUAGAAAAGCCACGGAGGAAACGAAAAGUUUGAAUGACCAUUUCCGCAACGAUGUUACGAGCUUAUUAAAAUUUUGGGAGGGAGUAGAUUUCGGAGUAUAUACCUAUGAUUUUGUGAGAUUGGUGCGCCUAUCGAUGAGCUUGGACAAAAAGCAUUCCCCUAGCCUAGUGCUGGGCAGGUCUACAAUGUAGACAUAAGAUGGUGAUACUAGAUUCGGUGGACGUCUUUUGACCCGAUGAGAUGCAGUCGACGUAGAUAUUUUAUAGAAAUAUGUUAAUAUUAUGUAAAUAUUCGUCAAAUUGUUGGC
Messenger RNA from Xylona heveae TC161, 3146 nucleotides. RefSeq lists its product as hypothetical. Gene Ontology annotation, cellular component: plasma membrane. The coding region runs from base 486 to 2792 and encodes 768 amino acids. Lineage: Eukaryota; Fungi; Ascomycota; Xylonomycetes; Xylonales; Xylonaceae. The transcript has 7 exons. Gene Ontology annotation, molecular function: ferric-chelate reductase activity. Gene Ontology annotation, biological process: intracellular iron ion homeostasis; iron ion transport; copper ion import. The record is from RefSeq and is a predicted model, not a curated record.